AUGUAUGAGCUGUGUGGGUCGUGUGUCAAUGGGAACGACCAUAGUGAAAGUGUUCACCAGAAGGACGACCUUGGUAGCGUUCUCCUGGCACCGCCAGUGUAUCUCCAUCGUCCAGCCCGCGAGUGUCUGUCUGUGUCGGCUCACACACGCGCACGCGCAACCCUACAUUGUCCACCCACCAGGUGGCAUGUGAAGUGGAGAGAUGCUGAGGCUAUUAGGGUAGGCUUCACGUGGUGGUGGGUGGCGUGGCUGCUAGUGGCAGUACAGAGCUGCCUGGCGGUGGCCAAGAUGACUACACUCUCUGUUAGCAGACAAUACCAUAUGUUCACCACAGAAUCCUUUGCGGUUGCAGGUGGCAUGUGA
Molecule: messenger RNA, 363 nt
Organism: Homalodisca vitripennis (glassy-winged sharpshooter)
Lineage: Eukaryota; Metazoa; Arthropoda; Insecta; Hemiptera; Cicadellidae
Exons: 3
Coding region: 1-363 (120 amino acids)
Source: RefSeq, a predicted model, not a curated record